AUGCGUCCACGCUCUCAUGCACUCACUCCGGUGAACGCUUCAAUGAUGAAACCUAUAUCCGAAAAUUCGCUGCCAUACACUGAGAGCGACAAUUCGGCCCGAGAUGCGCGUCAUGGGCGUAACACCACCGCUUCUACUGUUUCCUGUCACUCAAAUCAUUAUGACAAGUCUAUGAUCGAAGAUGGUGUUCAAAUGCGCGACUUCUCUUCUCCCACUCCGAGCAAGUCUCGUGGUAAAAGCCUCGAUCCAAACAGAUUCGUCGCAGAACGUCCCUCUCGUCUCAAUGCAAGUGUUUGCACGGGACUCACAGUCUCCAAGACCGACAAUUUGUCUGUUGAUGAUCAAGCCACUUCGGAGUGGGAAACUGUCGCCGGAGACGAUGCGCCUGAAACAUACCCAGAAGCUUCAACCAAGUCACUGAGACGCCAGAGGAACCUUUUUGGUUACAACCCACAGAAAGAAAACAUACAGACCAACCGCAACGCCUGGGCACCACAAACGGAGAGCUUUGAGCUUGUCUCACACUCUGGCCCGUCCGUGCGAGUGCACCCGAGAUCUUCUCCUCGUUUGCAAUCGUUUCACUCUUCAUCCAGUUUCUACAGUGACCUGAGCAAGCAAAGUGAAUUAGGCCGUGGCAAAGACGCGAACAUCUACGAGAAAUCUCCCAUCCCUUGCGAUCCCGAAGAUUUCGCAACGGACAAUCGUGCUCAGCAAGAAACCGAGAGCUACUCCCAUGCCUCGUCCGAUAGCCAUGACGACCCUUUCAAGUAUGACAGUGAAGUGUACUCGGGAUUUCUCCGUCCAUCGGCCGAGAGAGAAAAUGUCGAUGAAGAGGUUAAAGUUCCGGUUCAUCGGGAGGGAGACCAAGACACGCGCCGUGUUCCAGUCCCCGAUAGGCGACUGACCGGUGAAAUUGCUACUCUCGACAAGAGCAGACCUCAUACUGGUACCGAGGGCGAUUGGCAGACUGUCACUAGCGAACAAGCUUUCAACUCUAUGCAGCAGGAAUACCUUGACAGCAUCGUAAAAGGAACUGGGAGCAGUCUUGCUGAUGUGUCUGAUGUGACGGAGCGCGGCCCUCAACUUCGUACAUACAGCUCUACAGACAGAAUCAUCCGUCACCCUUACGGCGACAACCCUUAUGAUUCGUACCACGUUCGUCGCGACAGAGGAAACAACCUCACCGUUUCUGUUCCACGCUAUGGAGGUGGCCCAGGGACGUUUGCAAGCAACACAGCUCGAAAUUUCGUCCAGCCCAUGUCCAGAUUGCCGGAAUCAGCGGCUCGACUCUCCAAUAUCUUUCGCAGAGAUCAAAAUGAGCAGACAACUGAUGGUCAUGGUAUCCUCCUCUCCGAUCUGGAUCCCAAAAGGGCAAGCUACCAGAGCCUCGACUCCGAUGCAAUUCCAAGCGGCAAUGCCGCAGAUUCAAACUUGCCCAAUGACCAAAAGUUUUUCAGCUGGAAUCGAAUUCGCGAAACUCUUGGGCGAGAGCCACCCAAGACCCCUCUGACCAUUCUCGAUCAGCCACUGUAUAGACAUGGUAUACAAGACUCUGACAAUUCCCACAAACCGAAGCACAUUCCUCACGAUGAUUUCCUCAAACAGCUUCCAUCAUUGCCUUUCCCUCUCGUCAGUCUUCCUGAAGCUCAAAUGCUGCAGCGGUUCAAAAGACAGAGAGGUGAAGAGGAUCACACCGAGAGUGCACGUAACUUCGCUGCCCGUGGAAGGCCAAACACUAUCAGCACUGCUGCCUCGCCGGGACUCCCUGUUACUCCCCAUCCUCCCAAGAGAACCUUCUGGGCCAUCUCUCACCCGGGCGAUAUUGCACGGCCUGCACCGACUCAUCAGCCCCAGGGACUGCGCCAGAGGUUCCGUCGCCGCGAUUCGAGCGAGAGAAUUUCCGAGAUGCUCGUUUCGUCUUCCGCUAUCCUCGACACUCCACCAUCCACGAAGCCCAAGUCCAGCACUCAUCGGGCGUGGUAUCGAGGACUACAGCCGAGCUUUUCAACUCCUCGUACCGGACAGACCCAGCCUCGUGGGUUUUCCUCAAGCACAAGGUCCCGUCAAACCAGCAGAUUCCAGCCAGACUUUGAACCUCUCGAUGGAAGCCCCUUCACACUGGCCGAGACUCGCCUUAUCGAAGAGGCCCGCGAGAACAUGUUCUACCACCGUCAGCGAACUGACAUGAUCGCCGAACGAGGAAAGAGACUUUUCAUCUGGAUCAUGAUCCUGACUCUUUUCUUCCCGUUUAUCGGCCCUGUCGUUCUCUACGGUAAACUCAACUCGACCAUCUCGUGGUACACUCACGGGGAGAUCCAGUGCCUCACCCAGGAUCAGCGCGGAAUCCUCAAGCAGCAACUUGUUGUUGAGGCUGUCUUGUACACUGCUCUCAUCAUUACACUUUCCGUCCACUACUCAAUCUACAACUAG
This is a messenger RNA of Fusarium venenatum, 2430 nucleotides long. RefSeq lists its product as uncharacterized. The record is from RefSeq and is a predicted model, not a curated record. NCBI's taxonomy places the organism in Eukaryota, Fungi, Ascomycota, Sordariomycetes, Hypocreales, Nectriaceae.